Molecule: messenger RNA, 1065 nt
Organism: Habropoda laboriosa
Lineage: Eukaryota; Metazoa; Arthropoda; Insecta; Hymenoptera; Apidae
Exons: 7
Coding region: 1-1065 (354 amino acids)
Source: RefSeq, a predicted model, not a curated record
AUGAGAAACUGUGGCAAAGGAGCUUGUGCCUCUUUCAUUGAGAGAUGCUUUGCAUUUAUCGGGGAAAAUGCUGUCGAUACAGUUAAAACAACAGCAUUUUGUAAUCUUCCAAAGGAUGCAUUAGUGAAGCUUAUAUCUUCGGACUACCUGGGACUGGAGGAAGAAGAUGUUUGGAGAGCAGUACUAAAUUGGGCUAAAUAUCAGGCAGGGGUGACGCAGCCUACUCAACACUGGACAGAGGAGGAACGUGUGAGGGUUUGCCAACAUUUAUCAGGAGUGAUAAAUCAUGUUCGGCUGCUGCUAAUCGACAGCCAGGUGUUCGCGGAGGAAGUAGAACCAACGGGAGCAGUGCCUAUAGAACUUUCCUUGGAGAGGUACGAAUUUUUCAAUCCCGAUCGAUCAAGUGGCUCAAAACCCAUAAGGUACAGGUAUGCAGCUUUGCCAAACAAGUACACAGAAAUCUGUGCAGAUAAACGACUACAGCCAAGAGUAAGCCCGUUUCUCUUUCCUGGAUCGCAAAUUCUAUCGCGUGAUAAGAUGGGUUUUCAACGUCUUUUGAAUCAGUGGUACGGAUCACCGAAGCAAAGUUGGCGCUUGGUAUACCGAGCCUCUAGUCAUGGUUACUCAGCAACAUUGUUUCACCGCCAUUGCGAUGGAGUUUGUCCAACAUACGUAAUUGCAUUGGGAACUCGAGGAGAAAUUUGUGGAGGCUUUAGUGAUGCACCAUGGGGAAAUACGAAUGCUAAAGGACACUACAUUUUCUCAGAAAAAGCUUUCCUAUUCACCCUAACAAACAACCAAGAUGUACCUCCAACCAAAUACGAUAUUGUGAAGAAGCCCUUUGCAAUUUGCUACCAUCCAGACAUUGGACCAAUUUUUGGAGCUGGUGCUGAUUUACUAAUCUCUAGCAAUUGCAACGUGAAUAUGGAAAGUUACAGUAAUCUUCCUCAUAGCUAUGAUGGUGCACAUGCCUCUAACACUGUACUUAUGGGAGAUUAUCACUUCUCUGUGGUAGAUUAUGAAGUUUUUACACCCAGCCACCUAGUUCCCAAAUCAUCUCAUUAA